Hyphopichia burtonii NRRL Y-1933 is the source of this 618-nucleotide messenger RNA. RefSeq lists its product as uncharacterized. The transcript has a single exon. NCBI's taxonomy places the organism in Eukaryota, Fungi, Ascomycota, Pichiomycetes, Serinales, Debaryomycetaceae. The record is from RefSeq and is a predicted model, not a curated record. Gene Ontology annotation, cellular component: prospore membrane; ascospore wall; lipid droplet. Bases 1 to 618 code for a protein of 205 amino acids.
AUGUAUGUAUUAUUCUACCCGGCGGUAGCAUUUAUCUCGAUAUUAAUUUACGGGCCCUUUGGAUUAGUGAGUGCCUGGUUUAUUAUUCUUCAGCAAUCAGGGUUUGUUUCAGUUUUGAUGGUUAGGUCGAUCUUGAUGCCCCAGAUUGAAAAGAUUGCGUUUGAUGCGGUUUUAAGUAGAGAGUUCACCGAUGAUUUGGUUCUUAUGGGGAAAUUAAGAAGAAUUGUGGUAGUGCCAUUUAUUGUCAAGUUUGUUAGACAAAUUAUAUUGGUUCCAAGUAUGUUUAGGUUACCGAUCCUUCUACUUAAAGUAAUGAUGAUUUUUGCGCUUAAUAUGAUUCCAUUUAUUGGUCCAAUUCUAGUGGUUUUGUUUCAAGCUCCUUCUAAAGGAUUACACGCUCAUUCAAGAUAUUACUCUUUAAAAGGGUACGACCAAAGACAAAUUAGAGCAAUUUAUAGAGAAAAUACCGGUGCUUAUAUGGGGUUUGGUUUAAUGGCAUUGUUAUUAGAAAUGAUUCCUUUAUUAAGUAUAUUUUUCAUGUUUACUAAUACUAUUGGAGGAGCAUUAUGGGCAAUAAGUAUUGAAGCCAAAAAUGAAAAAUCAAAAUUAUUCGUAUAA